Gossypium raimondii (Peruvian cotton) is the source of this 851-nucleotide messenger RNA. RefSeq names its product 50S ribosomal protein L27, chloroplastic. Gene Ontology annotation, molecular function: structural constituent of ribosome. Gene Ontology annotation, cellular component: ribosome. The record is from RefSeq and is a predicted model, not a curated record. Lineage: Eukaryota; Viridiplantae; Streptophyta; Magnoliopsida; Malvales; Malvaceae. Gene Ontology annotation, biological process: translation. The transcript is spliced from 4 exons. The coding region runs from base 144 to 719 and encodes 191 amino acids.
UGAACAUAGUUGGGUGACCAUUUGUAUAAUAUACCCUUGAAAAUAAAAGGUUUUGAAACGAAUGCGAUGAGGUUUCAUUUAUAUCAGUUAACGAUAAGCCCUCCCUCCUUUUCCAACCUCUCCUUCUUUGAAAUUUAGCUGAAAUGGCUACUGCAACAAUGAGCUUCAAUUUGGUGGGAGCAUUUAGGGGUCUUUCUCUAGCAUCAAGCUCGACGUCGUCCUUUAUGAAAGGAGAAGUGGGUUCCAUUCACAAAACGGCAGUCGUUUCGUUCCCGAGGAAGUCUCCGUUCCCUUUGACGAUCGAAUCGGCGCACAAAAAAGGAGCCGGUAGUACUAAAAACGGUCGCGAUUCAAAGGGUCAACGACUCGGCGUCAAAAUCUACGGCGACCAGGUCGCCAAGCCCGGUGCUAUUAUCGUUAGGCAACGUGGAACCAAGUUUCAUCCAGGGAAAAAUGUGGGGCUUGGCAAGGAUCACACAAUCUUUUCAUUGAUUGAUGGACUUGUGAAAUUCGAGAAGUUUGGACCCGACAAGAAAAAGAUUAGUGUUUACCCACGAGUACUUCAGCCUGAGAAUCCCAACAGCUAUAGAGCAAGGAAGAGAGAGUACUUCAGGAUGCGACGUGAACAAAGGAAGGCAAAAAAGGAAGGAAUUUUAGUUCAACCCGAACUUGUGCUUGCUUCGGCUGCUGAUGCUACGGAUGAUAAUCCUGUUUGCUGAUUGAAUCCGUGAAACUAUAUCUAUAUAUGCUUUUCUUUGUAUGGAAGUUAGAUUGGUAUCUGAAAAGUGUACAAACCUGAUGUAUCCAAUUUGGCAAUUUUAAUGGCUAGUUUCAUUUGUUAUUUUUGUCUA